AUGUACAACGCCCGCCAGCAGCCGCCGCGGCGGCGAAAGAAGCAGCGGCUCUUCACCAAGGACAUUGAGAACUUAUUGUUUGGUAUGGGUGAUGUUGGAGAAAACGACGAGACCAACGCCGCUCUCGAAGACAUUCUCAGCGGCUACCUCCAGGACUUGUGCCACCGGAUGACGACCUACGCCCGCUCCCAGGGACGGCUGAGAGUGAAAAUGAACGAUAUCGGCUUUGCCUUAAAGGAUGAUCCGCUCAAAUUAGCGCGUCUCGAAUACAUUUUGGAACAACAGGCGAAGAUUGAACGGGCGAAGCGUUUGCUCGAUGACUUUGGCGACCAGGACGAAGAGGAAGAGACCGAGGAGGAGAAGAAGGAACGCAAGCGACGUAAACGGGAGGAGAAGAAGCGCGAGAAGGAAGCCGCUCGCCAAGCCAAGGAGGGGUGA
This is a messenger RNA of Diutina rugosa, 438 nucleotides long. RefSeq names its product Taf19p (gene TAF19). The coding region runs from base 1 to 438 and encodes 145 amino acids. Gene Ontology annotation, molecular function: protein heterodimerization activity. The record is from RefSeq and is a predicted model, not a curated record. Gene Ontology annotation, cellular component: transcription factor TFIID complex. Lineage: Eukaryota; Fungi; Ascomycota; Pichiomycetes; Serinales; Debaryomycetaceae. The transcript has a single exon. Gene Ontology annotation, biological process: transcription by RNA polymerase II; RNA polymerase II preinitiation complex assembly.